AUCUACGGUUUGUUAUCUCUCAUCGUCAUCGGGGAAAAACAUUUAAACGUCGAUAGAUCAAAAUCUAAACAGCAAAUUCUUCAAAUACGACGCAAACUAAAGAGGAGAAAGUAGAAUAGUUUCUAGUUAUUCCACAGCGAUCACUAUAGACACAUUAAUAAAGUAUUUUUCAAUAGGUUGAAUCACAGUGGGUUAAGGCUAAAUUGCUAGUACUUGUUUUUAUUAUUAUUAUUAUAACCGGCUGUGCAUAAUUUUCGUGAUAUACGUUAUUCAGUCAGAAAAAUGUCUCAGCAUCUUCAAGGUGGGAAAGCUGAUAUGUCACUCAUACAAACAUCAGCAAGAAAAAAUUUAAUCACAUUGCUUGAGAAAUGUUCAGGCAAGAAGGCCCUAGUAUGGGACAACAGUUUAGCAGGUCCAGUGGGUUUAGUAGCACAAUAUGCUACUUUAAGAGAACAUAUGGUCACAAAGAUGUACCCUCUUCGCCCUAUGCCUUUACCAGAAACUGAUGUAGACCAUAUUAUUUUUAUCUCACGACCUAAGCUGCGCCUGAUGGAUUAUAUUGCACAAAAUGUUCAUUCUGACAGCAAAACCAAAACUGCAUCUAGAAAACAAUACCACCUAUUUUUUGUGCCCAAAAAGAGUUUGCUGUGUAUAGAGAGAUUGAAACAUAAAGGGGUAUUUGGAAGUGUUAUGGUUAUUGAUGAAUUCAAAUGUCAACUUUUCCCAUUUGAAUCAGAUCUUGUUUCUAUGGAGAUUACUGAAGUAUUCAGAGAAUAUUACCUAGAAAAUGAUCCAACUUAUUUAUACCAAACUGCCCAGGCUAUAACAUAUCUGCAGCAAAUGUAUGGAAAGAUUCCGAAGGUGUGGGGUAAAGGAGCAGCAGCCAAACAAGUUUGGGAUUUAGUUAUCAGAUUAGAGAGAGAAAACAAUGAAGAACAAAAGUCCAACCAACAGACUUGCAUAGAUCAAAUUAUUUUGAUUGAUCGUGCUGUUGAUUUGAUCACGCCUUUGGCAACCCAGCUAACUUAUGAAGGUUUGAUUGAUGAAAUCUUUGGGAUAAACAAUUCUACUGCGUUAUUUCCUAUUGAUCACUUCUUGAGUAGUGAGGAAAAAACUACGGAAUCUCUAUCUGAAGACAAAAAGCAGAUUAUACUAGACUCGGCAGAUAAGCUAUAUGCCGAUAUUCGUGACAAAAAUUUUAAUGCUGUAGGCGCAUAUUUGUCAAAACAAGCCAAAGCCAUAAGUGCCCAAUGUGAAAGCACACAAGAAAAGUCUGUUCAAGAGAUGAAACUGUAUGUUCAAAGAUUGCCUCAGAUUCUGGCAAAAAAGAAGCAAAUCGCAACGCAUACAGCCAUAGCUGAAUGUAUAAAAGAAGUGACCGACAGUUAUGAUUUUUUGGAUUACUUACAGGCAGAGCAAGAAUUCUUGAACUGUAUUGAGGUAGACAAACCAAGUCCUUACAUAGAGCAAAUGAUCGCCCAAAGUAAACCUUUAGUUAAAGUUCUGAGGUUGAUGUGCUUACAAUGCAUUGCAAACUCUGGUUUUAAACCAAAGGUUUUGGAAUUCUACAAGAGAGAACUGGUUCAUGAGUAUGGUAUAGAGACUCUGCUAGUCAUAUCAAAACUUGAGAAAGUAGGGUUACUGAAGGUGCAAUCGAGUACCAGACAAUAUACAUCUUUAAAGAAAGCCUUGAGAUUGAUCAUGGAAGAUACAUCGGAAAUAAAUCCAACUGAUAUUAGUUAUGUUCACAGCAUAUAUGCUCCGCUCAGCAUAAGAUUGGUGGAACAUGUCACUAAAAGUGGUGGUAUGAAGCAGUUACAAGAAGUUUUAGGUUUAUUGCCAGGUAACAGUUACUGCCGGCAGUUAAUGACAUAACAUCUUUAAAACCUUGUUUUCAGGGCCGACUCUCGAUGAAACUGUAACAGUAACUCCUGGAUUGCUGACAGGAAAUCCUGAUGUACCAAUGACUGUCCUGGUAUUUUUCAUAGGCGGAUGCACAUUCUCUGAAAUUUCCGCCUUGCGAUUUUUAUCUCAACAGGAAGAUUCUAAUGUUGAAUUCAUCAUUGGUACCACGAAAAUGAUCAAUGGAUAUACAUUCCUGAACUCAGUUAUAGAGAACUAAGAACAUAUGCACCGUAUUUUUUUUUAGGGAAUGAGCAAUUCAUAUAAAAAAUUUUAUUUUUGUUAUCUGUACAUAUAUCACAUUUUAAUUUAAAAUAUAUAUAAAGAAUAAAAAAUAAGUUACACACAUC
Molecule: messenger RNA, 2252 nt
Organism: Acanthoscelides obtectus
Lineage: Eukaryota; Metazoa; Arthropoda; Insecta; Coleoptera; Chrysomelidae
Source: the annotation of a GenBank genome assembly